UGGAUUUCUAUUCGGACAACCCUUUCUGCGCCAUCUAUAUUUGGCCAGUCAUAUUAAAAAUAGUUUUUGGGAAUGUAUGCUUAUGUAUGUCAUGUACUAUAUAUACUAUAUGUCCUGUAUUAAUAGGUCUGACAGAUCAAUGAGAUAAUAACAUGUAUAAUUUCUCCUUGAAAUUGCAGUUCAUGUCAUCCAGGAGGAUGUAAACUGGACAGGAAAAGUAGCAAUAGUUGUCCAUAAGAGAUAAUGUACAAGUCCAUCCAUCUUUAGCAAAGCCAUGUGCAUUAUGUGUUGUCAGCGAAGACCUUCUUUUGUGUACUGACGACGCACAAGGUAUUAUACAUCAAUUAUCAUUGGAAUUUGAUGGAGUGACGAUUCGUGGCAAUACUGUCAGCGUCAUUUCUUUUACUGAUGGCAUGCUUAACAUCGAAUCGAUUUAUUUCUUGGAUAAGUAUGCAUACAUCGCGGCAUCUUCAUGUCAUGGAGGCCUUUAUAGAUGCGAGCUUAGCACAAAUGUAGUGGAGAAGGUUCAUAGCAACUCUGCCGAAGGUGCUCGUUCGGCUACUGGAGUAAAUAGGAUAUGUUCCUUCAAAGGUAAAAUUGUAAUUAUAUUGCUUGUGAUGUUACUCCACAUAUAUCCACACCGGGCAGGCCGGCUGAAAAAUAUGCCUGGCCACGGUGUGAAUCGAACCGAUGACCUUUGGAAUACUAGCCCAAUCAAAGAGUAACAUCACAAGUAUCUUUCACCUGAGUACACUACACCAACACAGUAUAUGUAAUUAUAUUGUUUCAAUUAUUUCACGAUAAUGAUUUCUACUUAUUUUAUAAUAAUAAAACAGAAAUUCUGUGUUAUCCAAUGAUUUGAUAUAGCUCGAGUUCGGAAUUUAUUAGAGAAAUUUACGUUUUCUUUUAGGUAAUGUUGUGUUUACCGAUUCUAAAGCUGGAAGAGUGAAGCAAUACAACCCUGUUGAUGGCUCAGUUAGUAUUUUGCUAGGAAGCGGAUUGGACAGAUCCCAGGAUGGCACGGACAAAACAUGUUCCUUUGCGCAAGUGAAGGGAAUUACCUUGGAGAACACAUUGUUUGUGACAGAUGUUUCCGCUGGCGCAAUAAAGCUAGUAACGGGCCUUGCUGGUACAAUAACAUUCCUUAAAAUGCUUGGGUGCCUUUAUGAAAGUUUUGGAAUUCACUCAAAAGUCUCAAAGGGCAUGUCAGUGGGGAAUGCAAGUUCGCUUGAGAAUGUGAAAGAGAAUGUAGCAAAGGUCAACAAAUAUGUGCAAGACACUGUUACCAAAGUGAAAGAACAUUAUCACAUGAAAGAAUCUUCCGUGACCAAUGGCCCAGAGGGCACGAUAUCCCAUCAAACCCAAACAUCCCUGGACCUGCUCAACAAGGGAAUCAACAGAUUAUGUAAGAAUUUAACCGAUAUUAACCCCCGCUUUGCUGACGACGUGGCGCUUGAAUCUCUGCUGACGACCCAAGUAGAAAACCUUCAUGCAGUCUCACACUUCAAGCAUGAAAUCUUCAGCGUUCUUCAAUAUGCCCAAGAUUUUGACACAAUUGUCAAGGAGUCUCUCAAACGGACAACCAAAUGGGCUGCUAAAUACUACACACAUGUGACAAGUCGUAUUAGCCAGUUCCAGAGACAGCCAUGCCCCUUAAUGCCAUAA
This is a messenger RNA of Paramuricea clavata, 1665 nucleotides long. Lineage: Eukaryota; Metazoa; Cnidaria; Anthozoa; Malacalcyonacea; Plexauridae. The record is from the annotation of a GenBank genome assembly.